Messenger RNA from Galendromus occidentalis (western predatory mite), 5049 nucleotides. RefSeq names its product Ca(2+)/calmodulin-responsive adenylate cyclase. Gene Ontology annotation, cellular component: plasma membrane. Bases 1 to 5049 code for a protein of 1682 amino acids. Lineage: Eukaryota; Metazoa; Arthropoda; Arachnida; Mesostigmata; Phytoseiidae. The transcript has 24 exons. The record is from RefSeq and is a predicted model, not a curated record. Gene Ontology annotation, biological process: adenylate cyclase-activating G protein-coupled receptor signaling pathway; intracellular signal transduction; cAMP biosynthetic process. Gene Ontology annotation, molecular function: adenylate cyclase activity.
AUGCGUAAAGUGGAUAACCCUAUCCUUCGUCGGAUGGGCGAAAAUCGGCCGACAUACGCCGCCGGAAUGGGCGAACCACGACCCGAACACGACGCGUCCUUCAAGGUCAGCGACACUGGCCGGGACUCGCCGUUCAGCCAAGUCAAGCGUCGGGCCGAAGCUCUGGCGAAGCUGAUGAGUGCUUGCCUCUUCAAAUACCAAAACUAUCCGGAUGAAGAGUUCGAAGGACUAUUCGCCCGAUACCGGGGGGAUGUGUUGAAGAGCAAUUUGGGGUCGGCAUUGUUCGUCCUGGAGUUCAUGUUAACGUCCAUGGCAGCGACGCAUGCGAUCUACGGCUCCUCGAUGAGCUGGUACGCCUUGAUCAACUGGGUCCUGUCGAUUGUGCUCCUGCCAGUGCUCGCAUUCCAAUCGACCAAAUACAUGACCGUGGAGCUGUUUGGAACCGCGUGUCUGAUGUUUAUGGCAGUUGCGUUUCUUUUCGUUUCGAACUCUCUUCCGCUCGGGUUUCUCCACAUCCCCCUGUACAAUUCAUCAGCUAGCCUUCAGAGCCCACAAUUUUCGGCCGCCGACGGAAUCUGGGAAAUCGCUCUGGUGCUUUACAUGUGCUUCAGUCUGAUGCCGUCCCAAGUGUUCCUUAUCUUGACCGUCGGCAUUUCGUUCGCCCUAAUACAUCUCGCCGUCGCCCUACACACAACCACUGUUCGGACAGAUCUUCUCGUGAAACAGCUGGUGUCAAAUGCUCUCAUCUUGAUAUGCAUCAACAUAAUUGGUAUGGUCAUCCAAGGAAUGCGGGAAAAAGCUCAAAGGAAGUCGUUCAUGGACACUCGAAACUGCGUGCAGGCCCGACUCGAUAUGGAAGAUGAAAACGAACGAAUCGAACGUAUCCUGUUGUCGUGUUUGCCGCAGCACGUUGCGUUGGAGAUGAAAGCGGAGCUCGUCAAUCCCACGGUUCCAGGACAGUUCCACAAGAUCUACAUCCAGCAGCAUGAAGACGUUUCGAUUCUCUUCGCUGACAUCGUCGGGUUCACUGUGCUGGCAUCGCAACUCUCAGCUCAGGAGCUCGUCCAACUGCUGAACGAACUUUUCGGGCGAUUUGAUCAGUUGGCAAAUGUGAAUCAUUGUUUGCGGAUAAAAAUUCUCGGCGAUUGCUAUUAUUGCGUUUCCGGCCUCCCUGAAAGAUCCGACCAUGCGCAAUGCGCUGUGAAUAUGGGUCUCGACAUGGUCGACGCUAUAAAAAAGGUAUCCGAUCUGACGGUCGAGGCGUCAGGAUGUGAGCUCAACAUGAGAGUAGGUAUUCACACGGGGCGCGUCAUGUGCGGCGUGUUAGGUUUACGAAAAUGGCAAUACGACGUUUGGUCGAACGACGUGACGCUUGCCAACCACAUGGAAGCCGGGGGAGUUCCAGGUCGGGUGCAUAUCACGUCAGAGACCCUCACGUGCCUGGCCGAUGAAUUCCAAGUUGAACCAGGUAGAGGCGAAGAUCGAAGUGCUUAUCUGCGAGAUCAUGGGGUGAAAACUUUUUUCAUCAUCCCGCCUCCGCAUCGUGCCAAAAAAGACAUAUUCAGUCAAUUACAGAAACACCGUGGAGCGAAGAAGCUAUCAUUCAAGAACGUUUCAAACGUCGUGGUGAAGCUUCUUCACACUAUUCGGUUUAGUAUGGAUGUUCCUUUCUCGAACCUGAACGGACCAACGACUCGGGAAUCAAGGACUCCGCAAACUGCGCGACAGCAGGGCGGUUUCGCGCAAGUGGUCAAUGGGCUGGCUCGACGCCAACCGGAAAGCUUCGCAGAUGUCGGCGCCUCCGACUUCCACGCUCGGUCCGAUCACAGCGACGCGGGUCAAACCGCUCAGAAUCCUCUCCUUCCAGGGACAACCAAAGUGAAAAAGAAUAAAAUUACUCGAUUGCGCGAAGCCUUCAGAAGAGGUUCAUCGCUCAGUAAUCAGCCAACGAGUCGGAUAAAUAGAUUCCUGUCGCAAGCUUUGAAUGCUCGUUCCAACGAGAAUGAAGGAUCGAACCACAUCAACCCCAUCACGCUCUGGUUCGACAAAUUCGAAAUGGAACGACGUUAUCAGCGGGACCGGGACCCGUGUCUAGUGAGCAGUCUGGUUGUGGCGUUGUGUAUUUCAAUUAUCCUGUCCUGCAUACAUCUCCUCAUACUCCCCGGGACAGUGCUACUCCUCAUUUUCUCCGUGGUAUCGAUAUCAUGGAUCAGCCUGCUCCUGAUUUUGAUAUUUGUUUCUCGCCUCGGUCUCCUGAAAUGUGGAUUUUUCAAACCGAUUUUCCGGCUUUUCGCUUCUGUGGUCGCCAUCAUGCUCAUCUACGGAACGAUCCAAUUCAACGUUCUGACGUGCUAUGCUGACACGGAAAGCUGUGGCAGUCUCUACGGAGGGACCACGAACGGAUCCACUUCUUCGAACGUCACGGAUAUGCCCACAGCUUCGGUCGAUUACAGGGUUUGUGCUUUACCCCAAUAUAUCUACCUGUCUGCUGUGCUCUGCAUGUUGAGUGUCGGCGUGUUCGUUCGUCUGCCGUUUCCUGUCAAAGCAAUCCUGACGACGAGCAUGGCUGUACUUUUCGCGUCGAUGAUGCAGACGACGCAACGGGAUCUCUUUACAUGCUAUGAUAAGCAAACCCAUCCAAAUGUCCCCCUCAAUAUUGACGGAGUCUUGGCGAUCGUGACUGCCUGGCUGGCCGUUCUGUUCCAAGCCCGACAGGUCGAACGAUCACAGCGAUUGGACUUUCUCUGGAACGCGCAAGCCAACGACGAGAAACAAGGAAUGCACAAUCUCAAAGAAUCGAACAGAAGAAUCCUUUUCAAUUUGCUGCCAUCGCACGUCGCCAUACACUUUCUGAGAAAUCACAAUCCAAGCAAUAUGGAGCUUUACCAUCAGUAUUACAAGGUCGCGGGAGUGAUGUUUGCGUCCAUUCCGAACUACGCCGAUUUCUACAUGGAACUAGACGGAAACAGACUGGGAAUGGAGUGUUUACGACUGCUCAACGAAAUCAUCGCCGAGUUUGACCUUCUGCUCGACGACGAUCGCUUCAUUUGCGUCGAGAAAAUCAAGACGAUCGGCUCAACGUUCAUGUGCGCCGUGGGUCUCAAGCCCGAGUAUCAAAUCCAGGGCAACACGAGCUCGGCGGCGAGUCAUAUGGCAAUUCUGGCUGAGCUCUACUUCGCCAUGGAGGAACGGCUGAAAGAUAUCAACGACAACUCCUACAACACCUUCAUGCUGCGAGUGGGUAUCAACAUCGGCCCGGUCGUGGCCGGAGUUAUCGGAGCCCGAAAACCCCAAUACGACAUCUGGGGCAACACCGUGAACGUGGCAUCCCGUAUGGAGUCGACCGGCAAGUUGAAAAACUGCCAAGUCACCGAAGACGUCUACCAGCUGCUCAAGGACCAGUACGACUUCGAAUGCCGCGGGGAAAUCGAAGUUAAAGGCAAGGGCAAGAUGAAGACCUACUUUUUGCAACGCAAGCUCACUCACGACGAAUUGACGAGCAAUCAAUACUCGGAGCCCGCCGAGCCCAUGUACUCGACCGUGUACGGUGAGCUCGAGCCCAGACCUGCUUCAUCGGGCUCGUAUGAAGAGCCGCUACCGUCGACAUCAGCUUCCAACGCUACCGCCGCCCAACCGAUACCAAACUUCCUCUGGGGGAACAACAGUGGUUGCGAGACCUCCGUGUUCCCCGUGAGGCAGACCAUGAAAACCAGGCGCCAGAGUAGCGUAUUGCAGACCAUCGUAGACGAGGAAUCGGACGGGGACGGCGAAGCCGGUCCAUCAUACGCAGCUCCGGCUCCCAUCAUUGUUAAAGGCAGCAGAAACACUUCAACGCCUCCACGGUCUUUCGUCGAGAAGAAGUCUCCUUCAGUGGAGUUUAGGGUGAGACAAGAAGAGGAAUCUCCAGGCCGUCGCGUCAGUGAGAUCUCGAUAGAGAUUACACCAGCGUGUAGUUUUGACGCUGCAACGUCCCGGUCGGUCGACUCCCAGGAUGAAGAUACUCGUUCGGAAAUGAGCGCUAAUGAGGGUUCCUUGGGAGAGUUGCUGUGCGACAGUCCAUCGGCCUUGCAGUGGGUCUAUCCUGAAAUGAUACAGGAGAGUACAAACAAUGAUUCCCAAGCGAAACGGCAUUCAUCGUCUGCAGCCCUCGCGGCGAGUUGUUCAGAGACUUCGUUCACGACUCGUUCCCCUGUCAUAAGCAGAUCUCAGCUUAAAUCUCCGCUAGAAUGGAGUGAGCAAUCACGACAGGCCGAAGUUGUGAAACUUAGCCCAACUAGAUCGAACGCCAGCGACGUCACGUACGAUGACGGCUCGAUGCGUAUCCAUCCUCGGGCGGCAAAACACCGUUUCGACGACGACGGGAAUAGAAUGGCCUUCGCGUCGUUCAGCCCUCCCGGAUCUAGGUCGUCGAGAUCUGCCAGUUUGAAGAGCUCCUGCGCGGCUCGGUCUGGAGACGAAACUCAAACAGCGUUGCCUCUCUUCAGACAAGCGUCGCUCCCUGUUCCCGCAGCUACUUCGUCGAUUCGUCCGUCAAAACUUCUACGGCGCGCCCAACAAGCGUCGUGUGACUCCACCGCGCCCCUUAUGAACUCGGAUCUUGAUUCGCAUUCCGAGUCUCUCUGGGACGACGAGAUCCGCUCUGAAGGAGGUAGUUCUAUGAUGGCUCUCGCGGGAGAGAACGAUUUCCCGGAGCUAGAAGAGGAAUCAUCCAGAGACGGCUGCAGUUCACGAAGUUCCAGACGCACAGAAGACUCCAUAGACUCCGAACACAGCCGACUUCUGAAUGACGACGAAGACUUCGUCUACGAUUCUGACGAGUUCGAAGCCGGCUUCAGCAAACUCCAAGGCGCAGAGGCGGCGAUGACCGAGAGCGAACAGGAUCUCUUGUACGAAAAAGAUGUCGGACAUUUCUUCGAAGGACAACCCUUCUUGAAAAAGCUCACUGAAACGCUGCAAAUGAAAGAGCAAAAUCCCCUGUCGAACGGGAGGAAGCAGUCGCCGAAAUCGAUGAGUGCCGCCCCGUCUGCUCCAAACAACGAGACGACCUGA